Mytilinidion resinicola is the source of this 393-nucleotide messenger RNA. RefSeq lists its product as uncharacterized. The coding region runs from base 1 to 393 and encodes 130 amino acids. The transcript is spliced from 2 exons. Lineage: Eukaryota; Fungi; Ascomycota; Dothideomycetes; Mytilinidiales; Mytilinidiaceae. The record is from RefSeq and is a predicted model, not a curated record.
AUGGCCAGCAACAGCGCAGAUGCCCAGACCCCGAAGGAGUGGAAGAUAGAGCUCCCAGCGCGCCCGGCCAAUCUUCUGGCGGAGAAGGCCAACCCAGCAGAGCCCGAGGCGAACAACCGCGAGCUGUCUCAGAUCGACGAAGAACUCACCAAGCAGUCGGCCAGCCCCGAUGCCCCCAACACCACCGCUCCCCCAGCUUCCCCCGACGAUCCCGACGCCAUGGAUAUGUCCCCCGACACCCCCAACCCCCCACCAACGGCGACCAAGACGCUCGCGCAACGGAAGAACGCAAGCCGUCGCAGGAGGCGCAAGGCGCGGAGGGAAGAGUGCGCGGGCUCAGCAUCCUCCUCCAGCUCCAGCUUCGAAGUAGAGCACAGGACUCCCCGGGGAUAG